Molecule: messenger RNA, 1867 nt
Organism: Pseudopipra pipra
Lineage: Eukaryota; Metazoa; Chordata; Aves; Passeriformes; Pipridae
Exons: 12
Coding region: 1-1722 (573 amino acids)
Cellular component (GO): cytoplasm
Source: RefSeq, a predicted model, not a curated record
AUGAGCCUCCGGCAGCUCCUUGUACUGGGCAGCCCGGGGCGGCCCUGCCUGUGGAGCGCAGGGCCGGGCUGUGUUCUCCGGCCUGUCCCGCAGCCCCUCAGCUCUGACCGCACUCGCUCUUUGCCAGAUCCAGGCCGGCGCCGGACACCAGAGCAGGGCCGCACCCGGGGCCGCUUCCGCAGAGCUCAUCAGAGGGUGCGGAAAUCCGUUCCCGUUCGGCGCAGAAAGGCCAGGACCUCACCACCCGAGCUGCUGGCACAGCCUGAGCCCAACCCGACCGAGCUCAAGGCCAAGGCUGACGCCCCAGGGACUGAGGGCAUUGCAGACGCUGACAGCACACCCGUUCAGCGCCUGCCCGAUGCUCCCAGUCUGCAUGUUCCUGAGGAGAGAGUUGUCUCUGCUCAAGUGCCAGCUCUGGUCAGGUCCAUCCACUCGUGGCUGACCUCCAAUGUGUCUGCUGGGCACGUGCUGGAUAAGACCCUUCUAGCACUGACCGAGGCACACCCCGUGGAUGUCGCCAUCACCCUCCUGCGCUGUGCCCCCUCAUGUGACAGAGCUGCUGCAACCAUGUGGAGGACCAUCGCCUCAUCGGGAAGGACACUGCAGAAGGUGCUGCCAACCCUGCUCGACGUGAUGGAGGACUGGCCGUGGUACUACACGGGCACCUCCGAUGGGGACAACACAGACGUCUUUGCCCUGGCUGCAACUCUGGCACUGUGGAUGAUUGUCCAGGAGCCCCAGUGCCUGGGGCCUUUGAUGGACUAUUCCCCCCAUCUCCUCGUGGAUCUGCUCUUCCAAGUCUUCGUCAGCACAGAGCAGACGUCAGAGGAGGUCGACACGUUCUGGAGGGGAUGCCAGGAGCAACACGACCUUCCCACCGACCCCAACAGGUUUGCAGUGCUGACCAUGAAGGCCCUGCUCUGCUGUCUCCACUGUGAGGAUGUGGUGAAGUCAGUGGAAGACAAUCGUGGCUGGGCCAGGCUCCUCAAUGCUCACAGCCGCCGCUACACGGCUCUGCUGGCCAGGGAGAAGCGCCGCAUCUCCAGACCCUUGUGUUCCCGCAUCACACUCCACCUGCUGGAGCUGCUGAGCAGGGAGGAGCUGUGCUGGGACCUGCCUGCCAUGGCAUUUCUUGUGGAGGACGACAGCAGUGUGCGGGAGGCCUCCAUGGCCCUCUUCACUCGUGUGAUCAAACUGAUCGAGAGAGAGGGAAAGAGGCCCCUGAAGCCACUCGUGUGCCUGAGCCUGCUCCCGCUCUACUUCCACCGGCAUGAUGAGAAGGUGGUCGUGAAAAGGGCCUCUCGGAAAGCACUGCUGGAUGUGACCAGGUUCCUGAAGAGGAGGGAUCUUGGGCGCCUGGUGAAUACAGAGGAGCCAUGGAGCUUUGGCAAGUGCCUGCUGAAAAAGGACCGGAGCCGAGUGGCCAAGUACAUGCACCAGGCCCUGCCGUACCUGCGGAGCCCACAGCAGCCCCUGCGAGAGGCAGCCAUCAAGUUCAUGGGGAUCGCCGGGGGGUACCUGAGGGGACAGCCCAAGGAGCUGCAGCUCAUCAUCGAUGCCCUUCAAGCCAUCCCAGAUGACAGGAGCCCCGCUGUCUCAAACCUGGCGCUUCAAAUCAUCAACUUUGUUACAAAUCUACAGACAGCUCCCUACCCCAGGUUCCAGCAGUUCCGAGACCGGCUCUGCAGGGCGUGGAAUACCCGGCCUUCUCUGUGGGGCUGAGUCUGCCUGUGCUGCUGCAGCUGUGUGCAGAGUUGAUGCAGGCAGCUCUGUCUGUUGGGGCACCUGAGCCUGUGGGGAAGACACCUCUUCUCUGCAAGCCCUUCCUUUUACCCCAGCGUAGGAAUAUUAAAUAAAUAUUGUCAUA